CAAUUUCGUUCGAAGAUCUUCCAAAGUCACCAAUGGCAUUCUCAUUGUUGUUACCCGUAAUUUGGAGCUUCGCCAUCGCAGUGCCCGAGGAAUGCGUGGUUGAAAACGGGUUCGACUACAUGGGCAACGACCUCUUCAGCCUCGCGUCGGUGGACGCGUUGGAGUGCUGCCAUCAGUGCCAAAACUUCGCGGACGCUGGUUGUCGAGCGUAUUCGUGGACGGAUUAUCAGGGUGGCACGUGUUGGCUCAAAACUGGGCGAGGUACUAUUGCUGUCAAUGCUAACGUUAAAUCGGGGACCAUUUCCACUUUCCGAUUCGUGGAAACGUGUGUGCUUGAAGAUGGAAUCGAUUACGAAGGGAACGACAUCGCCAACGUCCAAGCGAACGACGCAGGAGAGUGUUGCAGUAUAUGUGAGCAAGUUCCUGGCUGUCGAGCAUUUACAUUUACUAAACACGGCGGAGGCACGUGUUGGUUGAAAAGUGCCAAAGGAAAUAUGGUGGUGGAUCCAGGUGCUGUUUCGUCGCAGACGUACGUGGAGGAACCAACGUGUGGACUGGAAGACGGCGUCGAGUAUGUGAGCAAUAACAUUGGAAGUGCACGUGCUAACGAUAGGAAAGAGUGUUGCACGCUCUGCGAAGCAUUUGGAGGUUGUCGCGCUUUCUCGUGGAGUGAUUACCGAGGAGGAACGUGCUGGUUCAAAAACCGAAAAGACGAAGUUAGUUGGGAAGCGGGUGUCUACUCUGGACAACUUCUCUCGAAUCCGGCAGCGCCUAGCUGUGCGCUAGAGCUCAAUGUAGAUUACUCGGGUAUCAAUAUUGGCAACGCGUCAAGUGUAAAUGCUUAUGGCUGCUGUUCCAUUUGCAUGAAGAAGGCCGGCUGUGUAGCUUUCUCAUGGACAGACUUGAAUGGCGGCAUUUGUUAUCUCAAGAGCGAAAAGGGAAAUGCGCGGCUAUCAGACCGAUUCAUGUCAUCUGUAGUGUAACCUCUCUGGUUCGUAUAAUACCGGUAUAUAAUUUCAUACCAAGAACACCAAUAGAUAGAUAUUCUAAGAGUAUCAUGAUUAUCAUGUGAUUAUCCAUCC
Messenger RNA from Phytophthora nicotianae INRA-310, 1082 nucleotides. RefSeq lists its product as hypothetical. Gene Ontology annotation, cellular component: extracellular region. NCBI's taxonomy places the organism in Eukaryota, Oomycota, Peronosporomycetes, Peronosporales, Peronosporaceae. The record is from RefSeq and is a predicted model, not a curated record. Gene Ontology annotation, molecular function: protein binding. Bases 33 to 983 code for a protein of 316 amino acids. Gene Ontology annotation, biological process: proteolysis. The transcript has a single exon.